Molecule: messenger RNA, 2679 nt
Organism: Yamadazyma tenuis ATCC 10573
Lineage: Eukaryota; Fungi; Ascomycota; Pichiomycetes; Serinales; Debaryomycetaceae
Source: RefSeq, a predicted model, not a curated record
UGGAUACUUUUGACACUUGAGAUAAUAGCGAUCUAUUGUUUUUGCUUCACAUUGAUGUGUGUCCGUUUAUUUGUUUAUUUCAAAACCUUCCAACUUAGGGAAGAUGUAUAUGAAUACUUGGAUUAUAAAACCACUUUCCCUGGCCACUUUCCAUUGGAAUAUAAGCAGUAAGCAAACUUGUUGGGUUCAUUCGGGUGCGAUGAUUCCAAGUAUAGCACAAUUGAUUGUUAUGAAGUGUUAAAAGAAAUAUCUAGUCUUUUUGGUCCCAAGGUGGUGCAGUUUGUUCUCUCAAUGCCCAUGGUAGCUUACAAAAUUGAAGACAUCGAAACUCUUCCUUUUUCAGCCAGGCAAAGUUUCGAUCCAUUUAGUAACGAAUUAAGACCUGAUGUGAACCCGGUUUUAGUCACUGAAAUCCCUUACAAUGAUAUCAAGGAAACAUUGCACUCUUUUGUUCACGAUACAAGACCUAAUAUGUGUAUCAGGGACAUAUUGACUCCAGAUUUUACCGUCUAUGAUGGGGAUAAUAUUUUGUGUAGCCCCAGCCUAAGCCAAAAGAACAAACAGUGGCCAGAUGAAGAAACUAAAGCUCACAGUUGUCCAACAUUCUUUGAAGGUUUAAUCUACAUUCUUCAGAAGGCGAAGCAGAAUAAUGAGGGCACUGAAGCUUUCAAGUUUUACCAAAAUUUACCGGCUCCGUUGGUGUCGGUAGAGAAUCCAAUGAGAGCAGUUGAGCAGGUUGAAGAUUUGGCUCGGAGUCGGUAUGGCCUUAUCCUUAGGCCUAAAAUUCUUGACAACUGUAAAACUCUAAGUCCUGACCCAUAUACCCACCACCAGUCAGAGGUCAAAUGGCUAACUUACAACUCGGGGGCAGAGUUGUUGCAUCUGUCGAAAUCUUGUCUAACGUCACUCUAUAAAGUGAAAGCCGGGUAUUUGAAGGAUGUCAUUCUAGAUGAUACCAACGACCAUGAAUAUGUGGUUGUGAAAAUCUAUAAUCCCACUCGUUAUGACGUAAGGAACGAUAAUGAGUUUGCCCAACAUUGGGUUUGGGAGCACUAUUGCCAAGAAAUGCAUGCAAUUGAACGGCUUUUGAAUUCUGAAGAGUAUAAUAACGUUUACUUGAGACAUAUGGAUAUUGAAGUCCAGUACCACCGAGGCUAUGGGGAAGUGAUAAAAGGUUAUGCCAUUAUAUCAAGGUUUAUCCAAUCCGAAUAGAUUCCAGAUACUUUGGAAGUUUAUAACCAAGCGAAGCAGCAACUCGAGGCUAUUCACCAAGCUGGGGUUACUCAUGGUGAUAUUGAAACGCUGCAUUUAUUGUUUGCAGACAAAGUCUAUUUUAUUGACUUUAGCUACUCAAGGAUGAUAAAUAACGCUGAUGUCGAUAGACCGAGCUGUUGGAUGGAGGUUAAUUUCGACCAUUUACGUUGUCUGUUUCGGGAAGUUUUUGGAGACAUCUAGAAGAGUUGGUAUUUUGUUUAUAGGUAGGUGACUUAAUGUUUACAAGUUCGCUUGCAGGUGCAACAGAGAACGCUGAUUGUGCCUGAUAGGACGAUGCACACCCUGGUAGAUUUGUUCUUUAAUUGGAACAGGAAACUUUCCUCCGUCGAUUCGGUCGAGGUGCAGAAUUGCUCAGAAUAACGUAGUUUUGGUAUAAGUCCGCUCAAGAUCCGAAAGCCUCCCGCGUACUCAACCACUGAAAACGGUAGUACCGAUUACCCGAUUUUCAAGUCUUGGCUUUCCUAAGCCGCUAGAAUCCACGCAUAGACUGCCCCCUCAGCCCACGACAAAUGACAUUGAAUUCAACAUACCCUCAGAGUGGGUGUUAGCCUUUAGUGUUUCUGCCUUACCAAUUUAACAUUUCAGCCCACUGGGGCUUCUGAGGCUUCUGAGUCCAUCGUUCCCAAUCGCUUUGUAUGACAUAUAACUCUUUUUUAUGAAAGAUCCCCCCGGCAGCCAGAUGCAGAGUUGCCGGUGAAAACGAUUGACGUAACAGUGCACAAAACGCCUGUUUCUGCACAGUAGCCUUUCUGCCAUUACAUAUGUGGUAAGUAACAACUGCACCCGAGCUCCGGUCUUGGGCCCCCGCCAAUCAAAAGGCGACCCACCCCCCAAAGUUUAUUCGCACGCCUCACUUCCGACAGGCAGAUCAAAAGGCGGCCAUUGGGGGAGGUCCCAGUGACAACCAUAGCAAAUGGUGAUACCAGUCCCACCGCGCCUGCCAACCACCUUUACCGUACCUUGUGCCUACCAGUGCCAAGCCCACCUAUCAAACUUGACUGGCGAAAAUAAACCUAACAAUAAGUACAGUUUCACAAACCUUAGCGAGCAUCUCAACCAAUGAAACGGCAGCGGCUUGCCACGAAAAAUUUUGCACGCAGUGACAGCGAUACGCAUAUUGACAUGAUUUUGACGGCCAUUUGAAUUCCAUAUAGCUGUCUCCAUGCUUCAGGUGGCAAGGUCAAUGACAGUGUAUGCAGUGGAAUGGGUGCUAUAUCCCAAACAUCCACCAGCUUCCCCCUCUCAAAUCGCCACAAAACUGGCUGGCCUAUCAAAUUCAUGCUGAACGCCCAAUAAUAUUAUGCAAAAAUAAAACGAAAAAUAAUUAUCAGAUUAAUCAAUGUGACAAAAAUGGCAUCCCUGGUCAAAUUUCUCCAUUGGCUAAAAUUAAUGGAAAAUCCUCGU